Sinocyclocheilus grahami is the source of this 509-nucleotide messenger RNA. Its product is annotated as low affinity immunoglobulin epsilon Fc receptor-like. The transcript has 2 exons. Bases 18 to 509 code for a protein of 163 amino acids. Lineage: Eukaryota; Metazoa; Chordata; Actinopteri; Cypriniformes; Cyprinidae. The record is from RefSeq and is a predicted model, not a curated record.
AUCACUUUGUGAAUCAGAUGAAGAGCUGGACUGAAGCUCAGAGUUACUGCAGAGAGAAAUACACAGAUCUGGUCACUAUCAAUGACAUACAAGAACAGAAUGACAUUGAACAGGCCAUAAAGAGUAGCUCUGAUCGUGUCUGGAUUGGGCUGAAGAGCACAAAUUCAUGGAUAUGGUCUCUGAGUGACCCUGACUUCUACACGCAUGAGACUCAGUAUAGGAACUGGGGACCAUCACAACCAAAUGGAGAUGGAGACUGUGUUUACAUGGAUUGCAGCAGUAAAGGAUUCGUCUCCGGAACGGGGGAAAAGAACUGGACUGAAGCUCAGAAAUACUGCAGAGAGUAUCACACAGAUCUGGCCAGCGUGAGGAAUCAGAGUGAGAAUGAACAGAUUCAGAGCAUCAUAACAGAUAAACAAGCCUGGAUCGGUCUGCACAGACUCUGGGUUUGGUCAGAUAACAGCACCGCCGCAUUAUAUCAGUUAAUGAAAUAUGUACUUUUCCUGUAA